AGCGCGGACUGUGUAUGGUUGUCAGGUUCACUGUACAAAACAUUGUAUUCCCAGUAACAAGCAGUGAAAAUGGAUCUGAGCGCAGUCAUUAAAACUGUCGAAGCAGGGUACCAGAAUGCUGCUAUGAAGGCACUACAAGUGUUCAAUAAAGACAAAUGCCAGUGUUUCACUUUCGAUGGUGAUGGAAGAGUAGAAAGGCAGCAGUUGGGGAAGCUGGUGAUCCAUUUCUUAGAGAGGGACCUGCAGCCGUCCUGCCAGCUAGCCUGCCUGGAAACCAUCCGGAUUCUGUCCCGGGACAAAAACUGCUUGGAGCCGUUCGCCACCCAGCAGGCCAUUCAGACCCUGGGCCGGCACGCGGGCAUUGAGCACAGCGAAGGCGUCACCUCUGAGAUCCCGGACCUGGAGGUGAUCGUGGAGGCCCUCAAGUGCCUGUGCAACAUCAUCUUCAACAGCCCGAGAGCGCAGGAGGUGGGGGCCGAGCAGCGGCUCAUCGUGGGCCUCACCGAGCGACUCAAGCUCUACAACGACCGGCACUGGAGCCACGAGGUGCGCUUCUUCGACCUGCGGCUGACCUUCCUGUUCACGGCACUGAGGGUGGACGUGCGCGGGCAGAUGGCUCACGAGCUGCGGGGGGUCAGUCUGCUGUCUGAUGCCCUAGAGAGCACCCUGGGCCUGCGCUGGCUCGACACCUUCGAGGUGGCACGAGCAGACAAAGGAGACGAGGGUCUGCCCUUGCCCCGCCAGGAGACAGAGCGCACCAUGGAGAUCCUCAAGAUCCUCUUCAACAUCACCUACGACACCAGCCGUCGCGACGUGGACGAGGAAGAAGCUGCUCUUUACAGGCAUCUCUGUGCCAUCCUUCGCUUCUGCCUAAUGACCAAAGCAGAUGGAGAAGAUAGGACAGAGGAGUUCCACAGUCACACGGUGAAUUUGCUGGGGAACCUGCCUCUGAUGUGUCUGGACGUGCUCCUAGCCCCGAGGGUCCAGCAGGGCUCUGUCGAGUACAUGGGAGUGAAUAUGGACGUGGUCAGCAUGCUGCUAGACUUCUUGGACCGGAGGCUCGACCGUGAGCACAAGCUGAAAGAGACCCUGACUCCCUCCCUGAACCUGCUGACUGAGAGCGCCCGGGUCCACAGGGAGACCAGGAAGUUCCUGCGGAUGAAGAUCCUUCCACCUCUGCGGGACGUGAAGAAUCGCCCUGAAGUGGGGAGCUCCCUGCGGAACAAGCUGGUGCGCCUCAUGACUCACAUCGACACAGACGUCAAGCACUGCGCUGCCGAGCUGCUCUUCGUCCUCUGCAAGGAGAGCGUAUCCAGGUUUGUGAAGUACACCGGGUACGGAAACGCGGCUGGCUUGCUGGCGGCGAGGGGCCUCAUGUGCAGCGGGAGAGGGAAGGGCAGGUACUCAGAGGAUGAGGACACGGACACAGAGGAGUACAGAGAAGCCAAACCAAACAUUAACCCUGUAACGGGGCGUGUGGAGGAGAAGCUGUCUAAUCCGAUGGAGGGGAUGACAGAAGAACAGAAGGAGAACGAAGCAAUGAAAUUAGUGAAUAUGUUCGACAAAAUGUCCAGGGAUCAAGUGAUUCAGCCCAUGGCAGUGGGCUCUGAUGGGAAAGUAGCGAGUUUGGAAUCAGCUAUGCAAAGACUUUCAGAACAGAGGUCGUCUUCUGGCUCUGACUCGGGCCCUGACUAAAAGAACGGCAAGAGUGUUUAGUUUGUUUCUAUUUAGGAAGGGUGCUGUGUACAGUUGACAGUGGUUGCAUAAAGACUCUUUUCUCAGUUAGUUUACUUGCUGUUUUGUCUGGUACAAUCUCUGUACAGCUGUACAGUUUGGAAACCAUUCCGGCAAGAGAGAGAAAAAAAAAAAAGAAAUUAUCCUGAUUAGUGGUAAAAUUCAGUGUUCCCAUCAACCUCUAAUCCAUAGGGCACAUACUUCCAGAGUCUGCUGGGUGGAUCAGUUGCUGGAGAGGUGGAGCUUUGCAUUUUUUUAAGGCAACAUCUUCUUCCUCUACACCGCAAGGCUUUAAUAAAUGGAAAUCCAACUCUUUUUUUAUAGAUAAUCAUCCUGACCAACUUUAGUGCACUGCAUGUCAAUUCCCAACUCAUCCUCCCAGCAAUGGCUUCAGCUGUAAGGGAGUUGCUCGCUGCUUGAGUGUCCACAGUUUUGACUGGUUGUGCUGCGUGCCAUUUUUGUGCAGGUUUCAGUAGAAUUUUGUCACUAUGUUGCACAUUUGUAGUGGUUUAUCUGAAUGUUACCAAGUACAGAACUGUAGUACAGUGUACUCAAGGAGCCUUGCAAGACUGGUGGAGAGACUGACCAACCUAAAAUGUGAACUCCUAGGCUGCUGGAAUUAGACAGUAGUCUCAUCUCUGCAGUGAGCUAUAGCUGGGGGAGGUUGUUGGCAACCAGCUUCCAUGCAUUGUUUUUGUCAUAGGGGA
This is a messenger RNA of Polyodon spathula (Mississippi paddlefish), 2441 nucleotides long. RefSeq names its product synembryn-A-like. NCBI's taxonomy places the organism in Eukaryota, Metazoa, Chordata, Actinopteri, Acipenseriformes, Polyodontidae. The record is from RefSeq and is a predicted model, not a curated record. Gene Ontology annotation, molecular function: G-protein alpha-subunit binding; guanyl-nucleotide exchange factor activity. Gene Ontology annotation, biological process: G protein-coupled receptor signaling pathway. Gene Ontology annotation, cellular component: cytoplasm; plasma membrane. Bases 70 to 1695 code for a protein of 541 amino acids. The transcript is spliced from 10 exons.